Messenger RNA from Mycosarcoma maydis (corn smut), 3657 nucleotides. Its product is annotated as putative cohesin subunit protein. Gene Ontology annotation, cellular component: chromosome. Lineage: Eukaryota; Fungi; Basidiomycota; Ustilaginomycetes; Ustilaginales. The coding region runs from base 1 to 3657 and encodes 1218 amino acids. Gene Ontology annotation, molecular function: cohesin loader activity; protein binding; double-stranded DNA binding. The transcript has a single exon. Gene Ontology annotation, biological process: mitotic sister chromatid cohesion. The record is from RefSeq and is a predicted model, not a curated record.
AUGUACAUCAAGACCCUCACCAUCCAGGGCUUCAAGUCGUAUCGAGACCAGACCGCCGUAGAGCCGUUUUCUCCGCAUCACAAUGUGGUCGUCGGUCGAAAUGGUUCGGGCAAGUCCAACUUCUUCUCGGCCAUCCGAUUCGUGCUUUCUGACGCCUACACCUCCAUGUCGCGUGAGGAAAGGCAGUCGCUCCUCCAUGACAGCUCGAGCUCUACCUCGGCUACGCUUUCUGCUUUCGUAGAAAUCGUGUUUGACAAUAGUGACAACCGCUUCCCCACCAACGGUACCGAAGUCAUCCUCCGAAGAACCAUCGGUCUCAAAAAGGACGAGUAUAGCAUCGACCGCAAGUCCGCCUCGAAAGCCGAUGUGGCCAACCUGCUCGAGUCCGCCGGCUUCUCUCGCAGCAACCCGUACUACAUUGUUCCUCAGGGCAGGAUCACCCACCUCACUAAUGCAAAGGAUCACGAGCGUCUCGGUCUGCUCAAAGAAGUGGCCGGUACGCGUGUCUACGAACAGCGCCGAGCCGAGUCGCUCAAGAUCAUGGAAGAUACGAGUGCAAAGCGAUCCAAGAUCGAUGAUCUGCUCAAAUACAUCGAAAGCCGUCUGCGCGAACUCGACGACGAAAAGGAGGAGCUUCGCGAAUACUACGAAAAGGACCGCGAGCGCAGAUGUAUCGAGUACAGCUUGCACCAGCGCGAGCUUGCCGAGUGUGCCGAGCUGCUUGAAAAGCUCGAAGAGGAGCGUAGACGCGACGUCGACGCUUCCAACCUCCGACGAAGCGAGUUCAACGAGCGCGAAAAGCUGCUCGCGCGCCUUGAAGCAGAACUCGCCGAAACCGGUCAGACUAUCGAGCAGCGCACGCUUGAAAAAAAUCAGCUCGAGCACGAGAGGCGUGAUGUUGCCAAGCAUCUUGCGCAGAUCGAGUCGCUCGUCGAAGAACUCGAAGAGGUCGGCGAAAAGCGUGCCGAUCGACGCGGCGCACUCGAGACCGAACUCGCGCGUAUCCGUGUCGAGAUCCAGCAGAAGCAAGCGCAGCUCGAGCAGCUUCGACCUCACCUCGAUGCGCUCCACGCGCAAGCCGAGCAGCUGCGUACCGCCCUCGAAGAGACAAAGGCACGAGUCUCGGCACUGUACUCCAAGCAAGGUCGUUCGGCUCAGUUCCGCAACCAGCAGGAUCGUGACGAAUACCUGCGAUCCAAGAUCGGCAGUCUCGACCAAUUCCUGCGCUCACAGCAGAUGCGCAUGGACGAGACCGGUCGCGAACGUGCAAGCAUCAUAGAGCAGAGGAACGCGACGCUUCGCAAGAUCCAAGAGACCGAGGAAAGCCUCGAAAGCCGAAAGGACACAGUUCAGCAGUUGGCCAACGAAUACGCCGCCAAGCGAGACCGCCGUGACGAGCUUUCGGAAAUACGCAAGGACCUGUGGAAGGAGGAAGAGUCGCUCCGAUCUUCGCUCGCAUUCGCCGGUACCGAGCUUUCCAACGCACAGCGCAAACUGGUAGGCAUGAUGGACAAGGCUACCGUUCAGGGUUUGCUCUCUGUAGAAAAGACGGCCGAACAGCUCGGAUUGAAGGACAACGUCAAGGGUCCCAUCUACCAGCUGUUUUCGGUGGACGACACGUACAAAACACCCGUCGAGGUGGUCGCUGGUGCUUCGCUCUUCCACGUGGUUGUCGACACGGAUGAAACUGCAAGCAGACUGCUCGAAGUCAUGAACCGCGAAAAGAGUGGUCGCGUCACCUUUAUGCCUCUGAACCGAUUACGUCCCAAGGAGAUCGACUUUGCCACGACGCAAGAUGCGGUUCCGAUUGUCAAGAAGCUUCGGUUCGACAAGGCACUGACGCCCGCAUUCCAGCAGAUUUUCGGACGCAGCAUUGUCUGCCAGAACCUCGAGAUCGCCGCGGCGUACGUGCGCAGUCACGGUGUGAAUGCGGUCACACUGGAUGGUGACAAGGUUGAGCGCAAGGGAGCGCUUUCCGGUGGUUACCAGGACCCAAGACGAAGUCGACUGGAUGCGGUUAUGGAUGUACGCAAGUGGAAGACGCAGAGCGAGGCGGACACGGCCAAGCAGGAUGAGGUUCGACGGCGAUUGACCGAGAUCGAGCAGGAGAUCACGAGCCUGAUGGGCGAAAUGUACACGUUGCAGCAUCGACGCGACGAAGCGCGAAACUCGCGUGGUCCGCUCACGGACCAGCUGCAGCGUGCACGUGUCGAGGCGGAAGACCUCGCGCAGCGCCUGCACAGCAUCGAACGUCGCGAAGCCGACCAGAGUCUCGAGCUGAAAGCAGCACAGACGGAGCGAGCCGGAUUGCAAGAGGAGCUGAGCACGCCUAUGUCACAAGGUCUCACCACGCAAGAAGCUGCUCAGCUCGAAACACUGCAUUCGCGUCAAGACCUGCAGAAGCGUGAGCUAGCAGACAAGUCUAACGCGUUGUCCGAGCUCGAGAAUCAACGCUCGAUGCUCGAGAUUGAUCUGGACGAGAACCUGCGUCGACGACAGGAAGAGAUUGGAAUGCAGCUCGAGGCGCUCGGCGAGUCUCUAGGUGGCGACGAUGCGGCUACUGCAUCAGGUACCCAGGAUGUUUCGGCUCGCAAGCGCGAGAUCGAGGCGCUCCGACGUCGCAUCGCUGAGCGCGAAAAACGCAUCAAAGCGAUCGAAACUGAACUCGAUCAUCUCUCGCAAUCGAUCCAAGACACACAGGCCAAGUACGAAAAGACCAAAGCGGACCAGGCGGAAGAUGCGCGAAGCAUCGCUCGUCAACAGAAGAACGUAGAGCGAUACCUGUCGAAACGCUCUCGUCUGUUGGAACAGCGCGAUCGGUGCAAUCAAGAUAUUCGCGAUCUCGGCGUCCUACCGGAAGAAGCGUUUGAAAAGUACAUCAACACGAAUGCGGACAAACUGCUCAAGAACCUGCACAAGGUCAACGAGAGGCUGAAAAAGUAUUCGCACGUCAACAAGAAGGCGGUGGAGCAGUACAACUCGUUUACCAAGCAGCGCGAUCAGCUGUUGGAGCGCAGGGGCGAGCUCGAGCAGAGCGCCGAGAGCAUCCAGGAGUUGAUCGAUGUGUUGGACCAGAGGAAGGACGAGGCGAUCGAGCGCACGUUCAAGCAGGUGAGCAAGUACUUUGAAGAGGUGUUUGAAAAGCUCGUCCCUGCCGGACGCGGACGCUUGAUCAUGCAGCGACGAGCCGACAUCGCUGGCGGCGGCAGUGGCGGGGGCGGCGGUGUCGCCGACGAGUCCGAGGACGAUGGCGCACCAGUAGAGUCGUAUACGGGCGUCUCGAUCAAGGUGAGCUUCAACUCGAAGCUCGACGAAGGACUGCGUAUUCAACAGCUGUCCGGCGGACAGAAAUCGCUCGUCGCUUUGGCUACUGUAUUUGCCAUUCAAAAAUGCGAUCCUGCACCGUUCUACUUGUUCGACGAGAUCGACGCGAAUCUCGAUGCACUUUACCGGACCGCAGUGGCCAACAUGAUCAAGGAGCUCGCUGAGAACGCGCAGUUUAUCACAACUACGUUCAGACCCGAGAUGGUGACAGUGGCCAAGAAGCACUACGGUGUGCUGUUCGAUGCUAACAAGGUCAGCAGUAUCAGGAGUAUUAGUAGGGACGAGGCGCAUGAGUUUGUCGAGGCGGCGGCUACUACUGAGCCUGCUCGUUGA